Molecule: messenger RNA, 1904 nt
Organism: Yamadazyma tenuis ATCC 10573
Lineage: Eukaryota; Fungi; Ascomycota; Pichiomycetes; Serinales; Debaryomycetaceae
Source: RefSeq, a predicted model, not a curated record
CCACUCAAACAUGUCAGUAACGAAGUUGGGAUGGGUUGAUUCAUUACCCCAGGAACUUAAAUCCAACAUCAUUACCCUCAUCAAACAAGAUACAAGCAAUGUCAGUGUAUUGGACAGCUUAUACACUUACCUCACGGAGGAGUUUGAAAACAAAAAGAGAAAAAUCAGCCCGAAAGCGGACCUGGAACCUACGUCUUCCAUCAAAAUGCUUUCAGAUUACAGCAUCCAAGUCAAUAGAAAAAUCUUAGAGGAAGAAACCAUCUUUGAGUUGCCCCAAAUCUCCUUUCAAUCGCCAUUGAGAAAGAAAAUGAAUCUUCUUUUGCACUUGUUACCAGAGAACGGAGCAAAUCCAAUAUUACUGAUAGUUAAUCCAACGACAUCUGAACCAGAAUUAUCAUACAUUCAGUUGGACAAGGCCAUCAAGCUUUGUGUGCUAUUACCUAUAUUAGGGAUGUCAACAGUGGAGUCUAAGAAAAACAUUGGCUCUUUAUGUUUUUGGUUGAGCGACGAAGCCAUUCCAGAUCCAACCAAGACCGAUCCUAUAGUGUGCCAAAUCAACUUGGACUUGGUCAAAAAGCACUUGGUGAAAACAGGAAAAAUUCCUGCCACUGCUGAAAGUCAAAUGUUGGAGCCUACCCAGUUGGAAGGUAUAAAGCCCAUUAAUGAAGCCAUCAUUCAGUUUUUAACCAGACAGUUCAAACUUUGUGGCAUCAACUUGAUUAACUAUCUUCCGUCCUGUGACAUCAACAGAAACAAAUUGAGAAUGAGCAAAGAUACUGGUGUAGUGAUCAGCCACAGAGCCAACAACGUCAAUGACAUGCUUUUGAUAGAAGCGUACAAAGGAUCUAAGGACGGAUCAUUGAUCAUGGUGAACCAAAACGAGUUUAACCCUUCGUAUAUUGGGUUUGGUUUCAAGAAACCCAUCAUGCUUUUCCUGCUCAACGAUGUUGUGUCCUUUUCGUUCUCUGAUGUGACUAAGUACACCUUUAGCGUGAGAUUUGAGGUCAAGAAUGACAAGAAAGAUAAGCCAGAUGUUGUGGAAUUUAGUAUGAUUGAUCAGCUAUACUAUACAGCCAUUGAUGAAUUCUUGAAGAUGCAAAACAUCAGCAACAACUCCUUCGAUGAAAGCUUGAAAGAACAACCAUUGAAGCCAGAUGGGAAGCCGGGAGAUGCCCCAGACCAAGCCACAGAUGUGACUGCUGCAGUUUCUGCUGCCGAUGAUGAUGAAGACGAGGAAGAAGAUGGUAAUUACCAGGGGGGAGAGGAGGAAGACGAUGACGAAGAUGUCGCCGAAGAGUACGAUAGCAAUGCCGAAGGUUCAGAGGGUGAAGACAGUCAAAAUGAACAAGGAGACGAAGAUGGAAUUCUACAACAAGGACAAGAAGAAGACGUAGACAACGACGCUAUUGAAAUCAUUGAUUAAUACUCGUAUAUAUUAGUAAAGCAGAAAUAUGUAGAACUAUUGCUAGUUUUCUAAUAAGUAAGUCAUGCAAAUGGUGAAGGGCUGUGAAUGGUUGAUGUUGGGUAAAGUCCUCUUCACUUAUACUUGGCCCCGUAUUUAUCAAACAAUGAGAAAAAUCUACCUUGUCUUUUAUCGGCAGUUAUUCUGUGAUCUUCUGCUUGGGUAAACUCGUUGAACAAUUCUUGCUUGGCUCUUUGUUCUCUUAAAACGUCCAAUCUUCUAUUCAAUAACUGUCUAUUAUUGUCUACUACUCCAUUGAAGAAGUAAUAGGAUCCCAUGAAAAUAGCACCACUGGCAGCGUAUCCGGUGAUUUGUUUGUAUCCACCUGUAGGGACUCUACCGAUGAUACUGAGUUGUAAUCUUCUGGCAACCAAGCCUAAUCCGCCACUUAAUAUGAAUCCACUCAACGUUACCAUUGUAUUUAAGCAGCCUUUUAUUGGUU